Molecule: messenger RNA, 1258 nt
Organism: Conger conger (European conger)
Lineage: Eukaryota; Metazoa; Chordata; Actinopteri; Anguilliformes; Congridae
Gene: cfd
Product: complement factor D (adipsin)
Exons: 5
Coding region: 84-857 (257 amino acids)
Biological process (GO): proteolysis
Molecular function (GO): serine-type endopeptidase activity
Source: RefSeq, a predicted model, not a curated record
UUCCUUUCACGAGUCUAUAAAGGGCCUUAGUUCCAUCGCGGACAUUCAUUCGAAAAGCCUCACGCAAAGAGAAGUUCUGCAGGAUGAUUCGUGGAACUCCAGAUUUUGUUGCUGCGGCAGCUGCUAUCUUUGCUUCUAUUUUGGCCUGUGAAUGCAUCACGGGUGGCCAAGAAGCGACCGCGCACUCUAGACCCUACAUGGCAUCGCUUCAAUGGAAGAAAAAUGACAAUUAUAAGCAUGAAUGCGGUGGAUUUCUGGUAGCAGAGCAGUGGGUCAUGACUGCAGCCCACUGCCUACGUGACGGGGCAAAGGAGAUGAAGGUGGUUUUAGGGGCACAUUCCCUAACAGAAUCUGAAACUUCGAAGCAGGAAUUUACUGCUCCUGGCGUUUUCAGUCACCCUGAUUUCAGCACUGAUAACUAUGACAACGAUAUUGCUCUGCUAAAGCUGGAUCGCGCCGCGGUCCUGGGCGACUCGGUGAAGACCCUGGGGUUCCAGCGCGAUGGUGCAGCCAACCCUCAGACUACCGACGUGGUCAGCGCGGCCGGCUGGGGCUCCAGGAACAACCUGGGCUCCAGGCCGGACAAGCUGCAGGAGGUCGACGUCGCGGUCCUGCUCCGGGGCCUGUGCGGACGCAUCGAUUACUACGGCGACGCCUUCAACGACAACCUGAUGUGCGCCUCGGGGACCCGCAAGGACACCUGCGAUGGAGACUCAGGCGGUCCCCUCAUCUUCAAAGGGGUGGCGGUCGGCAUCACCUCCAAUGGCGGGAAGAAGUGCGGAACUCUCCGGAAGCCCGGUUUGUACACCAUCAUCUCGCGCUACACCCAGUGGAUCGACAGCACCAUGCAGAAGUGAAGUAGACCUGUGCAGGACUAGCCGAAUCAUACUCUUCUCCAGCCCUACUCAGCUCCACGUCCUGCGGGCCGCAGUGUCUGCAGGCAUUUUCUCCUACCGGGCGCAACACCACCUGUUUACACUAGUUGUUUUUCCUGCUUGGUUCAAACAAUAAGCUAUUUAGUGAAACCAGGUGGGGUAGCUCACAGUCCUGCUCGAUACAUGGUUUUUAUAUCAGAGGGCACAGAUUCAGCCUAGUCCUUGACUAAAUUCAAUUUUGAAUACAGAUUAAUUCUCCAUACAAAAGCCUACUUAGUCCAGGACUAUGCUUAAUCUGUGCCUGAGAAACCGACCCUAUAUGCAUUUUCUUGAAAGCUCAUGUAAAUAAAUCAAUAAAGUUUGUAUUUUAGCAGUGCUGUUAA